AAUGUCGUUGGGUAGUCAUUGGCUGGUCACCUGUUUCAUUUAUUUAAUCCGGGCCAGACAGGGAAAAUAUGUCAGACAAGCAAAAUUUGUGGAUAUUUGGCUAUGGUUCUCUGAUAUGGAAGGUAAACUUUCCAUUUUUGAGGAAACUUCCUGGUUUCAUCGAAGGAUACGAGCGAAGAUUCUACCAGGGAAGCAGUGAUCACAGAGGUGUUCCAGAGAAGCCUGGAAGAGUGGUUACACUCCUGGAAAAUGCCGAGGAAAAAGUUUGGGGAAUUGCCUAUGAAAUUGCAGCAAAGGAUAUACCCAGUGUGAUUGACUACCUUGACUACAGAGAGAAGAAUGGCUACAAGGCAACAUGGGUAACAUUUCAUCCUCAAGAUACUUGCCAUCAUCCUUUUGAAACAAAGCUUUACAUUGCAACACCUCAGAAUGAAUUUUAUCUUGGACCUGCACCGUUAUCAGAGAUUGCAAACCAAAUUCUACACUCUAAGGGUCCUAGUGGGACAAACUCUGACUAUCUUCUAAACUUAGCUCAAGGCCUUCGGGACAUUUGUUCAGACAUUAAGGAUGAUCAUUUAUUUCAGCUGGAAAUCCUAGUUAGGAAGGGUUUAUCCAAUGCGGCUUCUAAUUGCCCUUUAUCUUAAUCAAUUCCUCUCUCUUAAAUUUUGCAAGACUGGCCUACAUAUUUUUAAAUUGACAUUGAUCCCCUAAAAAAAUUUUGGAUGCCAGAUUCUUUUGAGCCACAGGCAACAAUUGAAAAGUAAGUUUUGAAAUGAAUGUUUCCCAAAUUGCAUAUUAAGUAGUUUUUCAUACAUAGCAUCAAAUGUGCAUUUACCCUCUAGUUGUUUGGUAUCUAUGUCUUUAAAAAAAGAUACAAAAACCAAGACUUUAAGUGUCACUCCAGAGUAUAACAAAGGAGGGUGGGGUCCUGAAAAUUUGGACUUCAUAUGUGUAAAAGGAAAACUUCAAAUCUAUCUUCUUGUGUACAAGGUGUGAGGGAAAUUUUGAUGUUUUUUCACAAUGGAAAAAAUUUCACAGG
Messenger RNA from Pocillopora damicornis (cauliflower coral), 1039 nucleotides. Its product is annotated as putative glutathione-specific gamma-glutamylcyclotransferase 2. Gene Ontology annotation, cellular component: cytoplasm. Gene Ontology annotation, biological process: glutathione catabolic process. The record is from RefSeq and is a predicted model, not a curated record. Gene Ontology annotation, molecular function: glutathione specific gamma-glutamylcyclotransferase activity. NCBI's taxonomy places the organism in Eukaryota, Metazoa, Cnidaria, Anthozoa, Scleractinia, Pocilloporidae.